UGGAGUCAUAUGCGUCCGGCGGCAUGCUAUCCAUGCUUAGAUACUUUAAAUGAAAUAGCUCGCAUUUUGAAAGGCUUGGACUACGUGUGUUCACAUGAUGAUGAGGUUAAAAUGAGGGAGUAAGCGCAAACACUGAGAAAACAGCAUUCACACUGUGGACAAGAUGAGCACAGAAGAGGACGCCCCUGCAGACCGUGGCUUCCUGGUCGCGAUUAUAUUCUUCAUCCUGGGGCUGGGAACACUGUUGCCAUGGAACUUUUUCAUGACCGCCUCUAUGUAUUUCAAUAACAGAUUGAACACAUCUGAAUGGAAGAACGGGACAGUAACAGACAGGAAGGAGUAUUAUUUUAAUAACUGGAUGACUCUGCUAUCCCAGCUGCCUUUGCUUCUGUUCACUUGGCUGAACUCUGUCCUCUACCAGCGAAUCUCAGAGAAGAUAAGGAUAGCAGGCAGUUUAGUCUUCAUCCUCAUCCUCUUCAUCCUCACUGCUGUCCUGGUGAAGGUUCCUAUGGAGGAGGACAGGUUCUUCUCCAUCACCAUGGCAACCAUAUGGUUCAUCAACUCGUUCGGGGCCAUGCUGCAGGGAAGUUUGUUUGGUCUGGUGGGUUUGUUGCCACAGAAGUACAGCGCUGUGUUUAUGAGCGGACAGGGGCUCGCAGGCACAUUCGCUGCUCUCGCAAUGAUUUUCGCCAUAGCAAGUGAAGCUGAUAGUGAAACUGCAGCUCUUGGGUAUUUCAUCACUCCGUGUGUUGGGACUCUCAUCACCCUCAUCAGUUACAUGCUGUUACCCAAACUUGAGUUUGCUCAGUUUUACUUGGACAGGUGUAAACGCAAAACUUAUCGGCCCGAGACGUCCAGACAGUUGCUGUCUACAGAAGUGGCGGAGAGUUCUGUGACGGCGGGCGGACCUUGUCACGGCUCGGUGUCUAACGGAGACGUUAGCUGUGCGACUGAGGAGGAGAGCGGCAAACAGGCUUUCCUGGAGCUGCUGACGGAGAACACAUCCGCACAGAAGAGCUCCAUCCUCCAAGUCUUUAAAAAGAUUUGGGUUAUGGCGUUCUGUGUGACAUUUGUAUUCACAGUAACGCUUUCAGUUUUCCCGGCGGUCACGGUGGACGUAAAGACCAUUUAUGGAGGAAAAUGGGAAAAAUACUUCAUCCCUGUUUGUUGUUUUCUCAUCUUUAACACGAUGGAUUGGAUUGGCAGAACGGUCACAACAUGGCUUCAGUGGCCUGGUAAAGACAGCCGCUUGUUCCCGGCUCUGGUUGUGUCUCGAUUCAUCUUCAUUCCUCUGCUGAUGAUGUGUAACGUUCAGGAGAGAAGCAUUCUGCCUGUGCUCUUCUCAAAUGAUCUGAUGUUUGCUGUUUUAAUGCUGCUGUUCUCUGUGUCCAGCGGAUACUGUGUGUGUCUGUCCAUGACCUACGCACCACAACUGGUGGAUCCUAAAGACGGCGAGACGGCCGGCGCCUUAAUGACGUUCUUUCUCGCAUUGGGUUUGUCCCUAGGAGCGGCGUUCUCAUUUCCUCUGCGUUUCCUGGUGUGACGGAAAACACACGAUCACACUUGCUACUAAAUAUUCGAGCCAGUCUUAGCGAUGUCUGUAGUGAUGCCCGUGCGAAUCUGUUCUCGUGUCGUUCAUUAUGUUUAUUUGGCAGCUUAAAACAAUCAGCACAACAUCAGUGUGUUCUGUCGAAGGGACCGAGAAAAGACCAACACAAACACUGCUGACAUUUCAAGGGCAUUAUAGUGAAAGGGACCGCUCACAAAUGCAUUAAUCUCAUUACGAACUCAAACGAUUAAUCGCGAUUAAUCGCAUCCAGAAUAAAAGUUUGUGUUUACAUAAUAUAUGUCUAUGUACUGUGCAUAUUAAUUGUGUAUUUAUAAAUACAAACACAUACACAUGAAUACAUAUUUAGGAAAUAUUUACAUGUAUUUAUUUAUAUUUACUAAUAAUUGAAAUGAUAUAUAAAUGUUUUGAUUUUCCUUAAAUAUAUGCAUGUAUGUGUAUGUGUUAAUAACUACAAAAUUAUUAUGCACAGUACACAGAUAUAUAUUAUGUAAACACAAACUUUUAUUCUGGAUGCGAUUAAUCGCGAUUAAUCGUUUGCCAGCCCUAAUUCUUAUGUAUAACACAUUAUAAUUACAUGUUCAGUGCGUUUCACACUUAUUGUACUUAAACAUACGAGGUCGAGAGUUGUAUGUAGAAGCGCAGCUGUAGGUUUGAAGCUCUACUUGUAUUCAGGACAAUGGAGUGAUUGCAAGUGUCAUAUAGCCAGUAGAAAGACUGGAGCUAACUGCUGUAUAAUUAUAACUUUACUUUGGUUUUCUAAUAUGAGGGAAGGUUUUCUAGCGUGAUGGCAUUUAGUGCCUUAGAUUUGAAUGUUAGUGGCAUUUAUAAUAUUUAUUAUAUACUUUAUCUUGGCAUUUUUGCAAAUAUGUACAUGUGUACAAAGCAGAAAGGGAUUUUCAUAAGCAUCUAUGGCCAGGUGCCAUUAAUGGUUGAUUUAAUAGAGGUUGGAUGGAAUGGCGCAGUCACAUUAGACUUUUCCAUUGACUUCCAUUUAUACACAUGCAAAUGCAGUAGACUGGAAAGGCAAGGGCCUGCAAAAAAAUGGUCAUUUCAUUGUCUUGCAAAGGUCAAGUUUGGUGAAUCUGUGUCACGUGAUGACGAUUGGCCAGUAGAAGAUCGAUACGCCACGUGACCUUUUCAGUUGGAUCAAAUUCUCAUCAUAAUAAUAAUAAUAUCACAAAAUACCGUUUAAAUUGACAAAAACAACUGCAGAUACAUAAGUUUACAGGAUGUGUUAAUAAAAACCCAACGGUUUAUCAACGGUUUUCGUGUUACUGCCAGGGCUCUAGAAAUUGCGCAUAUUGAAAGUCUAGCGUGACUGGGCCAUAAGUGAUCAGUUGUCGUUGGGGAAAAUCAGUCGACAGUAUUCCACGUUCGAACUUUCAAUACCGUUAUAAAUCACAUCAGAAAGGCUUUUGGAGGCCAGGAACAUGCACCUUGUGCAAGUACGUGAACGCAGACGCGAGUAAUGUGUGACUCACUGCAUAUUAGCAUUCGUUUAUGAAUACUCUACAUAUUGCUAUGUUAUGACAUGCAAACAUGAAAUUGCAUAAAGGUGCGUCUGCGUUUACGUUCUUGCAUAGAGUAUGCCUGUGUGCACUCAUUCAAUCCCAUAAUGCGUCUCAAUAAAUGGACAACCGUGAAAAAACCCCAAAUCAAAAUAAGGUUAAACCAAAUUAAUUCAUGCAUCUUGGUAGAGGAUGGCAGCCGCAAACAGUGACAAUUCAGUUUUUGCCCUCUUUCAAGUGGACUUUAUUAGUGAAGUAACAUAAGGAAUGAUGAACGAUCUUGUAGGGCAUGAUUUCAGAAACGGCACGCGUUUGGCAAUUUGUCACAGAAUGCUUUUUUUUGCAUUUUAAAAGUGUAACUGCGGCACUUUGAAACCGUUUUAAAAAUUGCAGCGCAGAACUUUGGACAUAGUGGAACGUUGUGUGAAUCAACUCCGAAGUACUGUACCUCCAUGUCAACUUUUGUUUAAAAGUGUGUAAAAAGGGAACGUUUCAUUCUGCUCUGUAAUGUGAAAGACAACUGUAUGGAGUUUAAAUGGACCCAAAACUCACGCGCAUGGAAUCCACGCGCGCACGCGCUAUGCAAACGCGCAUAAUGAUAACC
Molecule: messenger RNA, 3682 nt
Organism: Triplophysa rosa
Lineage: Eukaryota; Metazoa; Chordata; Actinopteri; Cypriniformes; Nemacheilidae
Product: equilibrative nucleoside transporter 2
Exons: 13
Coding region: 164-1543 (459 amino acids)
Biological process (GO): hypoxanthine transport; adenine transport; uridine transmembrane transport
Cellular component (GO): plasma membrane; basolateral plasma membrane
Molecular function (GO): nucleoside transmembrane transporter activity
Source: RefSeq, a predicted model, not a curated record